AACUCUGCUUCUUCCUAGUCUUUUACUGAAACUCAAAACCCACUUCCUCUCUCGAAAGACUUUAGGCCUCUCACCCUUCUCUGUCCUCUCAUCAAGAUUCAGUUUUUGACAAGAAAGAGUGAAGAUUUAGAUUCAGUUUUUUUCCUUUCCUCUCUUGUGUGGAAGGUUGGAGAGAAAGAGUGAAAUCUUACAACUAGAAAGAAAUCAAAAUCAUCCGUUGAUUUUCCUAUUCUGAUUUUCCUAAGAGAUUUUGGUUAUUUCCUUUUUGGUAAGCCUUUAUUGAUUUAUAAACACUCAAUCCCUUCAAGUCUCUCUCGAAAGGUUCAAGAUUCAAGAUUUUAAGGGUGUCUGGUCUUUUUUUUGGCAGAUUUCUGAGUCAUCCUUGUCUUUCGUUUAUCUCUUCACAACUAGCAAUCUUCUCCUUCACAGUUUUGUUCUCUCUCUAUGCAAGUAGGGAGCUUUUGGGGGAAUUAAUUAGAAGGAAAAAGAAAAUCCCAGAAAAUAUGAUAGACCAAAGUAUCCUAUGUCCCAUAAAGUACACUGAGCACAAAAAAGUUACAAAAAAAUUCACUAAACAACCCUUAAAGCCUAAUAUGGUACACUCCGAUGACCGAUGCCGCUCACCGGAACCCUCAAACCCGGCACCAAGGCUUGUUAGAGUGACAGUCACUGACCAUGACGCCACAGACUCCUCCAGUGACGAAGAGGGAGAGUUGUUUGGCCGGCAAAGAGUGAAAAGAUAUGUGAACGAGAUCAACAUCCAACCUGCAGCUUUCUGCAAAGAAACCAAUGUCAUUGCUGCUACUAUUACCAAAAACCGGAAAAGAAGUGUUGGUGAUAUCCCUCAAAAGCCAGCGAAAAGAUUUACUCCGCAAUCAACCACCAAUGGCAGAAAGUUCCGUGGCGUUCGGCAAAGGCCCUGGGGUAAAUGGGCUGCAGAGAUCAGAGAUCCUGCUAGACGUGUGCGGUUAUGGCUAGGGACUUACGACACCGCUGAGGAGGCUGCAAGAGUGUAUGAUAAUGCUGCCAUCAAGCUUCGAGGGCCAGAUGCUUUAACAAAUUUCAUCACACCGCCUAGUAGGGAGGAGGAUCAAGAAGAAGAGAAAAGUAGUCCAGUGGAGGAAUCAGAAGAAAAGAAGCCAGAGAUUAACGUGGAAACGGUUUCUGGCUCCGGCUAUGAAUCUGCUGACGAGUCUCACAGUCUGUCAUCUCCAAAAUCUGUGCUCACUUUCAGACUACCUUCGGCUGAAUCACACAAACCACCGUCUCAACCUUUCCAAGAAGCUAAAAUGGAGCCAAAGCAUCAAGACAGUGAAGAAGCCUUCGGCGAGAGCAAUUUGUCUGAUUAUUUACCACUGGACUCGCCAUUUCUUGAUGAUUUUUUCAAUUUUGGAACAUCAGGGCCAACCCUCUUUGACGAUCAAGUUAUAGCGACGACGACGACAGCAACAUCAAUUUUCCAAGAGAGUAUUAUGUGUGAUCAAGAUUUUGGCGACAUAUUUCUUGACCCCCUUCAAGAGUUUACUUCAUUACCAUCGGUUUGCCAAGAGGAUGAUGAUUUUUUCCAUUUCUUAAACUCAGAACCUCUUACAGCACUUUGAUAGGCUCGCUGCCGUUUAAUUACUGGCCAUUUCACGGGAAAUUUUGUACCGAUGGUAACUGAGAGUUUUCGCCCAGUUUUGGAGUUAAUUAGUAAUAGUAAUAGUAUUUUAUUUAUUUGUUUAAAUACCUCCGUUAAAAUUACGGGAGGAUUUUGAGUAAAGUCUUCCAAAGAUUUUGUGCUCUAUUAAGAAAAUAAUUAGGCUGUUUUAGUGUGUAAAACUUGGACUAGUAAUGGAGAAUUACAAGUUAUUUUCUCUA
This is a messenger RNA of Populus nigra (black poplar), 1860 nucleotides long. Its product is annotated as ethylene-responsive transcription factor CRF4-like. Gene Ontology annotation, biological process: regulation of DNA-templated transcription. Gene Ontology annotation, molecular function: DNA binding; DNA-binding transcription factor activity. The transcript has a single exon. The record is from RefSeq and is a predicted model, not a curated record. The coding region runs from base 504 to 1601 and encodes 365 amino acids. NCBI's taxonomy places the organism in Eukaryota, Viridiplantae, Streptophyta, Magnoliopsida, Malpighiales, Salicaceae.